UCGAAACUGUCGAAAAUUAGAUUUCCAUUUCUGCAUUGAUAAUUUUGCAAAUGAAUACUGUGUUUCGAAGGCCAUUGCUAUUUCGCCGAUUUUGCCAAGUAAUCGUACCAAAAGCACUGCCCAGAAAUAAUAUCCAUCGAGAAUUGAUUUUCACUAGUACCAGAGCCAUGUCAAGCACUUUGUCCAAAAAGCUCAUCGAGUAUCCAGUUGCUCGCAAAGAUGCCACUGUGGAGGAGGAUUUCCAUGGCACCCAGAUUAAGGAUGUGUACCGCUGGCUGGAAGAUCCGGAUUCGACGGAAACCGAGGAGUUCGUCAACGCCCAAAACAACAUAAGCCGGCCAUUCCUUGAAAAUGGUGACGAGUGGCAAAAACUCAACUCCAAGCUGACCAAGCUGUGGAACUAUCCCAAAUACGGAUGCCCCAUGCGAUAUGGCAACUAUUACUACUACUUUAUGAACACCGGCCUGCAGAACCAAAGUGUUAUGUACCAGCAAAAAUCGUUGGACGACGAAAGCCAAGUGUUUCUGGAUCCAAACACUUUGUCUGAGGACGGUACGGUUGCCUUAACUCAAAAAGCCUUUUCCGAAGAUGGCAAAUAUAUGGCCUACGGACUGAGUGAAAGUGGAUCCGAUUGGAUUAAGAUCCUCAUUCGAGACGCCGAUACUGGCAAGGAUUUAAGCGAAGUCCUCGAAAAGGUUAAGUUCUCCGAGAUAUCGUGGACGAAAGACAACAAGGGAUUCUUCUAUGGUAGAUACCCCGAUCAAGAUGGUAAAACUGAUGGAUCUGAGACCAAGCAAAAUGAAAAUCAAAAAUUGUACUAUCAUCGGGUGGGCGAAAGCCAGGAUAAGGAUACACUUGUGGUCGAGUUCCCCGAAGAGCCAUCAUGGCGCAUCCAAUCUACUGUCUCCGAUUGCGGGAAAUACUUGAUUCUGGCUAUUGUGAAGGAUUGCCGAGACAACAUUGUUUUCUAUGCAGACCUUGAGCCAGGACAGGAAAUCAACUCCAAACUGAGUGUCAAGAAAAUUGUGGAGAAAUUCGAGGCGGACUAUGAUUACAUUACCAACGAAGGCUCAAAAGUAUUCUUCCGUACCAAUAAAAAUGCACCAAAUUAUCAAGUAAUUGCCAUAGACUUUGAAAACCCAGAGGAGGACAAAUGGGAAACGCUUAUAGCCGAGCACAAAUCGGAUGUGUUGGACUGGGUUAGAUGCGUUGAUACUGAUAAAUUGCUCGUUUGCUACAUAAGGGAUGUGAAGAGCGUUUUACAGGUCAAUUCACUGACGGAUGGGAAACUACUGCGUGAAUUCGAUCUUGAUAUCGGUACCAUUGUGGGAACCUCCGGAGAGAAGAAAUAUUCUGAAAUAUUCUACAACUUUUCAUCGUUUUUAAACCCCGGCUCCAUUUAUCACUAUGACUUCAAGACACCAGAGAAGGCGCCUUCGGUGUUUCGCGAAAUCAAGCUCAACUUGGAGGGCUUCCGUCGCGAAGACUACGCCGUGGAACAAAUAUUCUACAACAGCAAGGAUGGCACCAAGGUUCCGAUGUUUAUAAUUCGGAAAAAGCGGGAUGCCAUUGAGCCGCGACCAUGUCUGCUUUACGGAUACGGAGGUUUCAACAUCAGUAUGCUUCCGUCCUUCGGACUCUCUGGGCUUAUGUUUAUUGACACCUUCGAUGGAGUGCUUGCCUAUCCGAACCUGCGAGGCGGUGGUGAAUACGGCGAAAAGUGGCACAACGGCGGUCGCCUGCUGAACAAGCAGAACGUAUUCGACGACUUCCAAGCGGCAGCCGAGUAUUUGAUUGACAAUAAGUAUACGACCAAGGACCGAUUGGCCAUCCAGGGUGGCUCCAACGGAGGACUUCUAGUCGGCUCUUGUAUUAACCAACGUCCUGAUUUGUUUGGCGCUGCUGUUGCACAAGUCGGAGUAAUGGAUAUGUUGCGCUUCCAUAAAUUCACCAUUGGACAUGCUUGGUGCUCGGAUUACGGAAACCCAUCGGAGAAGGAGCACUUUGAGAAUCUUUACAAGUUUUCGCCGCUGCAUAAUGUGCACACUCCGAAGGGUGCCGAAACUGAAUAUCCAUCCACUUUGAUCCUGACGGCCGACCACGACGACCGCGUCAGUCCCUUGCAUUCGCUGAAAUUCGUUGCCGCCCUGCAGGAUGCUGUUCGCGAUUCCGAAUUCCAAAACAACCCAGUUCUGUUGCGGGUGUAUCAAAAGGCGGGCCACGGUGCCGGCAAGCCCACCUCAAAGAGGAUCGAGGAAGCCACUGAUAUCCUGACAUUCUUGUCGAAGAGCCUUAAAGUCGACACAGUCAACGUUUGAGUGGUAAACAAUAAAUAAAUUGCAUUUCUCAAGGUCAAAAAAAAAUUGCUGCUUUUACAAUGUAUUCAAUAAUUUCACAAUAAAUUAUACCGCUGAAGAAGAUA
Drosophila elegans is the source of this 2422-nucleotide messenger RNA. Its product is annotated as prolyl endopeptidase. Gene Ontology annotation, biological process: proteolysis. The transcript has 9 exons. Gene Ontology annotation, molecular function: serine-type endopeptidase activity; oligopeptidase activity. The record is from RefSeq and is a predicted model, not a curated record. NCBI's taxonomy places the organism in Eukaryota, Metazoa, Arthropoda, Insecta, Diptera, Drosophilidae. Gene Ontology annotation, cellular component: cytosol. The coding region runs from base 51 to 2318 and encodes 755 amino acids.